This is a messenger RNA of Nymphaea colorata (pocket water lily), 1386 nucleotides long. Its product is annotated as organelle RRM domain-containing protein 1, chloroplastic. Lineage: Eukaryota; Viridiplantae; Streptophyta; Magnoliopsida; Nymphaeales; Nymphaeaceae. Bases 167 to 604 code for a protein of 145 amino acids. Gene Ontology annotation, biological process: mRNA splicing, via spliceosome. Gene Ontology annotation, molecular function: RNA binding. Gene Ontology annotation, cellular component: catalytic step 2 spliceosome; precatalytic spliceosome; U2 snRNP. The record is from RefSeq and is a predicted model, not a curated record. The transcript is spliced from 4 exons.
AUUUCCUAUAUCCAACACAUGGGAGCGCUAUUUUCUGAAGCUCCAUUUUGUUGAAGUGGAUGUCUACCUCGCCAACCAUUGUCUUAGCUCAACCAGAUCCAUUGGCGACUGUAGUUUAGCAGCGUUUUCUGUUCCCACCUCACAAGGAAGGCCUCUUUCAAGGCCAAUGGCUCUUUGUUUCCUACCCACCAUCCCCUCUAAUGCUAGAACCCCAAUAAUUUCGAACUUCUUUCCCUCCAAAACCCUAGUCUCAUUCCGCCGAUCCCCUAAAACCCUUAUUCUGGCGUCUUCAGCAAAUCAUCUGCAGAGCCAACACCCACCUUCCCCCAGAAUCUUCAUCAAAGGACUGUCGCUGUCGACCAACGAGGGCUUCCUGAGAAAGAAAUUUUCAGAGUUUGGGGAAGUCAAUGAAGUUAAAAUUGCGAGGAACAAAGCUUCUCAAUCAUUAGGGUACGCUUUUGUUUCUUAUGCUCGUCAAGACCAUGCUCAAUUGGCAGUUAACGAGAUGAAUGGCAAGUUUUUUGAUGGCAGGUUUAUUCUUGUUGAAAUUGGAAGGCCUGGAAACCUUGGCAGAAAAAGAACGGCACCUCGCUACAGGUUCUGAUGGUGCUCUUUAUGAGAUUCCCUGAAGUUUGAUGGUGCCAUCAUCCGCAGUUAGAGCUUGGAAGUUGGGCACUCAUUGAAUCGGUACUUGGAGCCAUAUGGUUGUUGCUCUGAACAGUAAAGCUUGUACAAAUGGCAACCUAAUUGAUUUGGUGAAGAUUCAUGAUCUUUAUUGACUUGGAUAAAUUAGUAUGCUGGAGUGGAGGGAUUUGUUGAAAAAUGAACAACAGAACUGGCUACGUGUAUCUUUUUCAAACCUUACUUGAGUUAUUAAAGGGAUACGAGCCGUUCGUCAAUUUCAGUGAUGCUUAAGGGGCCGUUUGAUUCACAGGACAUUUUUCACUUAUUUGCGUCAGGCCAUGGAAAAGAUGAAGUUAUCUGGGAUAGCCUCCUUUUGAGGUGGGUUUUUUUCAGCUGAAAAGAAGAGGGAAACAGUCGAACUGCGGGGGAACCUUGGCGAAGUUAUAUCGGACCGAUGCGAUGGUCUCCUGAAUUACUUCUGCUGUCCAAGAUUAACUUCUCCAGGCCAAUGAGGGGCAUCCAGAUGUGAGUUGAAGGACUUUCUUUCCAUCGUUUAUGUAUGAGCUGGGCAGGAGGAGGUUUGUAAGUUUAAAAGACGAAGACAUACUGCUAAAAAAUCUCUUCUUCUUCUUCUUCUUCUUCUUCUUCUAGGGUGUGACUAUCUCUUUUAGAAAAAUGUUCGGGAUAUCAAACCCUGGAGUUGUCUUAAACUCAAAGGUGUAAAUGCCUUCUUCCGGCGAGUUAAAUACUGCUAUUUCUUGA